Molecule: messenger RNA, 3163 nt
Organism: Phascolarctos cinereus (koala)
Lineage: Eukaryota; Metazoa; Chordata; Mammalia; Diprotodontia; Phascolarctidae
Source: RefSeq, a predicted model, not a curated record
AUGAAUGUAUUGUUUCAGGUGUUGGUGACUUUCACGGAUGUGACUGUGAAUUUCACCCAUGAGGAAUGGAGUCUUUUAAACCCUGCACAAAGAGGCCUUUACAAGGAUGUGAUGCUAGAGAAUUAUGAGAACGUAGUCUCACUGGGGUUUCCAGUGUGUGAACCUGAUGUAAUAUCCUAUUUGGAGCAAGGGGAAGAGGCAUGGGUCUUGGACAUGCAAGAAGCUGAGGAGAAAGAGAUCAUGAGAGGAGACUGCUCAGAUUGUGAGACCAGGACUGAGAAUAAGGAUCUGUUGCUAAAGCAGGAAAUUUCUGAAGUGGAAUCCCAGAAUAUGAUACCGGAAAGACUCGUGGGGGAUAUUCCCCAUGGACCCAAAUUUAGAGAAGCCUGUGAAUCUGAUGACAGGUCAAAGGAUGGUGUGCAGCCUUCUACAGAACAUGGGCCAAAGAUCCAUACAGAAUUCAACCUAAUUAUACAUCAGAAAAACCAUACAGAAGAGAAAUCCUAUAAACCUAGAAAAUACAGAAAAUCAUUAAGGCAGAAUUCAACCUAUGUUAAACGUCAGAGAAAGCGUACAGAAAAAGUUUAUAAAUGUAAUGAAUGUGGGAAAGCCUUCAAACAGAGUUCAAGCCUCAUUAGACACCAGAGGAUUCACACAGGAGAAAAACCCUAUGAAUGUAAUGAAUGUGGGAAAACAUUCAUUGCAUCCUCAAACCUUAUUCAGCAUCAGAGGGUUCAUACUGGAGAAAAACCAUAUGAGUGUAAUGAUUGUGGGAAAGCCUUCAGCCAGGGGUCAAGCCUAAUUCGCCAUCAGAGAAUUCACACUGGAGAAAAACCAUAUGAGUGUAGUGAAUGUGGGAAAGCUUUUAAUGUCUCCUCAAACCUAAUUCAACAUCAAAAAAUUCACACUGGAGAGAAACCCUAUUCAUGUAAGGAAUGUGGAAAAACUUUCAUCCUAAAUUCUUACCUUAUUAAUCAUCAGAGAGUUCACAGUGGAGACAAAUCCUUUGAGUGUAAUGAAUGUGGGAAAGCCUUCAGUGAUCGCACAUCUCUUAUUUACCACCAGAGAAUUCAUACUGGGGAGAAACCCUAUGAGUGUAACAAAUGUGGGAAAGCCUUUAGUCUGAGUUCAGGCCUCAUUAAACAUUUAAGAAUUCAUACAGGAGAAAAACCUUAUGAGUGUUAUGAAUGUGGGAAAAUCUUCAGGGCAUAUUCAAAUCUUAUUCAACAUCAGAGAAUUCACACAGGAGAGAAACCUUAUGAAUGUAAAGAAUGUGGAAAGACUUUCAUUCUGAGCUCAUACCUCAUUAGACAUCAGAAAAUUCAUAGUGGACAAAAACCCUUUCUGUGUAAGGAAUGUGGGAAAACCUUUAGUCAGAGCUCUAACCUUAUUGAUCAUCAGAGGACACACACUGGAGAAAAACCCUAUAAAUGUAAUGAGUGUGGAAAAGCCUUCAGUUUGAGUUCAAACCUUAUUAAGCAUCAGAGAAUUCAUACUGGUGAAAAACCUUAUGAAUGCAAUGAAUGUGGGAAAGCCUUCAGUGAAAGUUCUAACCUUAUUAAACACCAGAGAAUUCACACUGUAGAAAAACCCUAUGAAUGUAAAGAAUGUGGGAAAGCUUUCAGUCAGAGCUCACACCUUAUCAGACACCAGAGGAUUCAUACCGAAGAGCUGCGAUAUGAGUGUAAAGAAUGUUAUAAACUCUUCUAUGCACGGUCAUCUUUUAUUCAACAUCAAAAAGUUCAUACUGGAUGGAAGCCCUAUGAGUGUAAUGAAUGUGGGAAAACUUUCAACCAGAACUCUAACCUCAUUAAGCACCAGAGAAUUCACACUGGUGAGAAACCAUAUGAAUGUAAUGAAUGUGGGAGGUCUUUUAGUGUCCAUUCAUCUUUUAUUCGACAUCUUAAAAUUCACACUGGUGAGAAACCCUAUGAGUGUAAUGAAUGUGGAAAAACAUUCAACCAAAACUCUAAUCUUACUAAACAUCAGAGAAUUCAUACUGGUGAAAAACCCUAUGAGUGUAAUGAAUGUGGGAAAACCUUCAACCAGAAUUCUAAUCUUACUAAACAUCAGAGAACUCACAUUGCACAGAAAUCAUAUCAUUGUAAUGGUUGUGGAAAAGCCUUCAGUAUGCAUUCAUCAUUUCUUCAGCACCAGAGAAUGCAUAAUGAAGAUCCUAAUGAGCAAAAUGAAUAUGAAAAACUCUUUGAGUGUAAUGAAUGUGGGGAAGCCUUCAGCCAAAGUGGAAACCUUAUAAGACAUCAGAGAUUUCAUACUGGUGAGAGGCCCUUUAAGUGUAAUGACUGUGGAAAAGCCUUCAGUCUGAGUUCUAAUCUUAUUAAACACCAAAAAAUUCACACUGGAGUAAAACCUUAUGAAUGUAACGAAUGUGGAAAAACCUUCAGUGAGAGCUCUAAUCUCAUUAAACAUCAGAGAAUUCACACUGGGGAAAAACUAUGAUUAUAAUUCUCAUGGAUUGCUCAAAACAUUCACCAUCAUAAAAUUCAUGCUAGAGAACAUGAAUAUAAUGAAAUUGGGAAAGCCUUCUAAGCUUUUAUUCAACACUUAUUGAGCUCUAAAGUAGCCAUACUGGAGAUAAACUCUGUAGUAAAACUGCCAAUUCCAGACCUAUUUCUGCUAAUUCAGCUCGCAAGGAUAUUUUGUUGACUUCUUAGUGAGCUCCCCCUGCAAUAUGUAUUCUUCAUGUGUGCCUUUUCCCCAAAUGAAUGAAAAGUGGUUUGGUGCUAGAAUCUUUAUGAAUUUAAUAAGAUCACAAGAUUUAGAGCUGGGAGGGACCCUUAGAAAUCACAUAGUUUAACCCUUUAAUUUUACAGAAGUGAUGACUGAGGGAUAGAGAAAUUUAUAGCCUGCCUAGGGCCCUACAGGAGGAAAAUAGUGAAGCCAGGAUUCAAACCUAUGUCCUAUGACUCCAAAUUUCAAUUUUUAAAAUAACUUUCAAAAAAGAAUUUUUUUUUAUAAUUGACUAUUAUACUACACCACAUCUUUAUUAUAAAAAAGUAUAAAGAACAAGUGUGACUAAAACAAGGAACCUUAGUACCUUUUAAACACUGAAUUUCAAGAUAUCUUAAUAUGAUUUUCCAAAGUUAUAUUUUAAAAUACAAUAAUAACUGACAGUUUUAUAAAUCUUUAAGGUUUGUAAAAU